Messenger RNA from Stereum hirsutum FP-91666 SS1, 849 nucleotides. RefSeq lists its product as uncharacterized. The record is from RefSeq and is a predicted model, not a curated record. Lineage: Eukaryota; Fungi; Basidiomycota; Agaricomycetes; Russulales; Stereaceae. The transcript is spliced from 3 exons. The coding region runs from base 1 to 849 and encodes 282 amino acids.
AUGUUACAGCGCGCUUCUUCGUGGUUCAACAACAUAUUCAAUAAGAUAUUGCAAGUCGAGAUCCAUGUUCGCCUUCCACCGCCAGCGAGCGAUGAUACUCCUACCUAUAUUCCUUCCUUCGAGAUGGACCUUCCCUCAUUCUCUACUACGAUCGGAGACCUCCAAAGCUCCUACGAGUUUGGCCACUUUGCCCUCAAGACCGCCAAUAAACCAGUUCAACUGAAGUCCGUCUGCGCGGCUACCGCGAAGGUGGAAAGUUCUAACGCACCGAUAUAUGGCUACUACAACACAAGCAGCUCGCUCGACCUCGUCACCUCUAACGGCGUGAUCGACGCGGUCAUUCACAUGUACAACGAUAACGCUGGCCUGCCGACCUCUCUCAGGCUUGAAACAUCAAAUGGGAAAAUUGAGACUUCCAUCUCUCUUUACUCUUCCCACCGCACCUCUGAUUAUGGCCAAUUCAAAAUCGACGCCAGAACGAGCAACAAGCCCCUCGAACUCACCCUUCACAAAGCUCCCGUCGAUUCAACUCUGACUCUCGAAGGCAAAACCUCCAAUGCACCAGCCGAGGUCUCUGUCCCCGCUGCCUACGAAGGCGACUUUGUGCUGUCCACUUCGAACGCCGCGCCUGCAGUGAGAAGGGUUCACGACGUAGAAGACCCUUCUGGUGCUGGAAGGAGUCGGCGUGUCGAUACCUCUAGCGUGAUCGGGGGGACUUUGCGAGGGAACGUCGCAUGGCGCAGUGGUCUUGUGGAUCUGGAGGAGCAAGCCGACGGUGGUCAAAGCUUGACAGGGAGUGGUACGGUCCAAGUGACGACAUCCAAUGGCCCGGUGCAGUUGAUAGUGUAA